This is a messenger RNA of Letharia columbiana, 507 nucleotides long. RefSeq lists its product as uncharacterized. Bases 1 to 507 code for a protein of 168 amino acids. The record is from RefSeq and is a predicted model, not a curated record. NCBI's taxonomy places the organism in Eukaryota, Fungi, Ascomycota, Lecanoromycetes, Lecanorales, Parmeliaceae. The transcript has a single exon.
AUGGAUCCGCUCCACAACCGGGUCUCUGCAACAAAGCACCAACACGGAAAGCAUCAACACGGAAAGCAUCUAACCGACAAUAACCAGGUCACUGGUGCUCCGUCAUACCUCUCAACGCUCUGGAUAUGGGCCAAAGAAUGGAUCGAUCCUCUCACAGCUUCCAAACUCAUGAUGCUGAAGGAAGAUGAAGUGUUGCCAAUAUUGGCAACGUACAUUGACGCUGCCAACAUCCCUAAAAAGUACGAAGGAGAAUAUGGCUUCGAGCAUGGCCGGCAGCCAGAUUUAGGCCCGGCAAUCGAUGAGAUUGUAGACUGGCUGGCGCCAUGUAGCAGCUCUUUCACUGCAGGAUCGAUGAAGCUGGUCUUCUCUUCCAUUGAAGUGAGGCUAGCGGCGGCGGCGGGCAGCAUCGACGGUACUCAGAGGACUCUCCUGGCGGGAAUCGUGCAUCCAGACAGGUUGGUGACCACGCAAUCAGAUGAUGCAGCUGGUGGUGCUAACAAAAUGUAA